Messenger RNA from Megalopta genalis, 1479 nucleotides. The record is from RefSeq and is a predicted model, not a curated record. Lineage: Eukaryota; Metazoa; Arthropoda; Insecta; Hymenoptera; Halictidae.
CAGUGGCUGCCACGGCACAGAGGCGGGCGCGUGCUCCCGUUCGAGCGGUUCGCGAACACGAUGACCGGAAACGGGCGCGAAGUCAUGACAGAAAAUCAGCGCCGAUCGCGGCGAGAUUAAAAUCGUAGAAACUACGAACCUUCCUCUGUCGAACCCUGUGCGGCGCUCUUCGAUAUAUCUCGAGUAAUUCGAUGAAAAAAUCUGAUAUCGCGCAUCGGCCACGUUCAGACGUUGGAUAAAAUGUGAUCGGCUGCCAACGGUUCGGUGACUCUCGAAUAGCUUGGCAGACGAGUCGGGGUCGAGUUUCGCGUGUCUCGACUAACUGUGCCGGAAGAAAUGUAUAGGAAGAAUCAAACAGGUGGACGGAAAAUCCGAAGGGUCUUACGGUGCCCGAACGUUCGCGGUUGUAUUUCGUCGGACGUCGUUUAGAAUUGCUCGGGGUAAAGGAGUGUCUCCGCAGAGAGCCGAGUGCCGGAGUUCCGUAAACAGAACCGAGGCCCGGCGGAUUUCCGUUGCUUUCGCACAGUAGCGUCGAUCGCCUGGCAUCCGGUGUGGGCGCGAACGUAUCGCGUUGCCAGCCUGCAAUGCGACGGGCCGAGAUACGGAUCCGUCGAGGACCGAGCCGCGGGACGCGUGACCAUUCCGCCGACCCUAACCGCUUAGAGCCAGCGCGGACGUCCGAGGCGUAACGGGGAAACGUGGCCGGGUAACCGCAGCGCGAACGGCGCCAACGAUGAAGUCAUGAAGCUUUUGUUGCUCGCACUGCUCGGCGUGGUGUGCUCGGCCGAUUACGAGCCGCGGGACAGGUGGCCGUCGGUCCUCGCCCGGUCUAGAGAUGAUCCGGAGCUGGAGACCGCUUUCGAUCUCCUGGAACGAUCGAAUCUCGCGAGGAGCUUCCACAAGAUAGAGCUGCGCGGCGACGGUAGCAGAGUCAGCGAUGAGAGGAUACGGUCCAGGGCUCGCCAGAGCCUGUUACGCUUCGAGAACCCGGAGACUCAUCAUCCCAUACGCCACGGCCGGAGACAGUUCCGAUCCAUGGACCUGAACUCUCACGAGCCAGUCAUCUGGCCCGUGAAGAAGGAGGCUGUCGUCGAGGGCGACCUCGUGCUAGGUGGACUGAUGAUGGUGCACGAGAGGGAGGAGACCUUCGUCACCUGCGGCCCCGUCAUGCCACAGGGUGGCGUCCAAGCCCUCGAGGCCAUGCUUUACACCCUGGAUAAGCUGAACGAGGGGGAGGGCAUUGUGCCAGGUGUCAAGAUUGGCGCGCACAUCCUCGACGACUGCGAUAAGGACACCUACGGGUUAGAGAUGGCGGUGGAUUUCAUAAAGGGUGAGUACCGGCUGAUCUUGCCAUGCUUUCUUGGGGGUGCUGGGAUGGAAUGGGCGAAGCAACGAUGGAUUGGAAACGAGUGGAACAUGAGGGUGUUUGCAGGAUUUUUCGAAUCGUUGCACAGCGGUCUGGGUGGCUAUAAUUUCUGA